AUGAUUAGGGAAGCGAAUGGCGGACUCUGUUGUGCGAACGGGUUGGUGGAGUAUGGUGAGCCGCAGAAGACUCGAAUUCCACGACCAGAUGCUGGAUCUUCACGGAGGCUAGUUCGGAGGGAGCAGGGAAAGCAGGAGAGGAUUCCUCAGCCGCGGGUCGGCGUUUCGAGGUUACCAGAGCAUAUGCAACAGAUGAGAGCAGCACAGAAGCCUAUUUCUCAACCGCAGGCUGGACUUGUGAGGGGAGUAGUACAGAGGGAACAAAAGAGAGGAAUGUCGAAGCCACUUCCUCAACCACCAGCUGGACAAUGCCGGAAGCCAGCUGCGACAGGACAGAUGAAGAACAGGCGGGUUGAUCAAGUGCAAGCUCCUCCUCUACCGUUGGCUCCUCGAAUGCAGAGUCAGGGUGACCACCUCCGAAAACCCAUACCGAUGGCGCAGAAGGAGGCACGUCGGCCUGGAUUGCGGCGUGUGAAUAGACAGGAGUCGUUGCGGGCGGAUACGAGAAAGGCUGCACAAAUAUAUGGCCAAGAUCGUCAGCGAAGAGACUCAUUCUUGGAGCCAGAGCUCAACAAGCAGUGCAUUAUGACUCCUGGUGGUGGUGAUCCGCGGACCUUUGGAAUGGGUCAUCCGAUUCACGAGCCGCUCUACAAGGAGCCUCCGAUUGAUUGGAAUAGGUGGUCCGAAGCGAUACAGGGCUCCCAUGGUCGACUACCACCCGAGCAUAAGGCACCGCUACCUAUCCGGCCCUUGAAUAUUGGACAAGCGCAGAAUGGCCAGUCGAUCGCUCGAAAACCAGUCCCAAUCACGAAGCCAGAUCGAUUACCGAGAGAGCGGAGUAUGGAACAUGGUUCGCCGUGUGUGUCACCAAUGUCAUCAAACGCAUCACUCAGGGUAGAGGACAUGAUGUCUGAUGUCGGUGGCCAGGUAAAUGCUGCCAUGGGCGACUGGAAUCGACAAUAUGUAUCACGAUAUGUAUCACCUAUGUCGUCACCUAUAGCACCCCCACCGCCUGUAGUCUGCUGGCCCCAGCAGCGGUCGAUCGGGUAA
Cadophora gregata is the source of this 1050-nucleotide messenger RNA. RefSeq lists its product as uncharacterized. The transcript has a single exon. Bases 1 to 1050 code for a protein of 349 amino acids. NCBI's taxonomy places the organism in Eukaryota, Fungi, Ascomycota, Leotiomycetes, Helotiales, Ploettnerulaceae. The record is from RefSeq and is a predicted model, not a curated record.